Messenger RNA from Lytechinus variegatus (green sea urchin), 3378 nucleotides. RefSeq lists its product as uncharacterized. Gene Ontology annotation, molecular function: protein-L-isoaspartate (D-aspartate) O-methyltransferase activity. The record is from RefSeq and is a predicted model, not a curated record. Gene Ontology annotation, biological process: protein modification process. Gene Ontology annotation, cellular component: cytoplasm. NCBI's taxonomy places the organism in Eukaryota, Metazoa, Echinodermata, Echinoidea, Temnopleuroida, Toxopneustidae. Bases 117 to 2069 code for a protein of 650 amino acids. The transcript has 7 exons.
GUCAUUUCAGACGACCCCUGGAAGUAUGUCGCGAUAACUUCUGCUGUCUAUUGCAUAAAUCCUUCAUAUUUUUCCGAAUACUGCUCUGCCGCCGGUGAUAUCCAUACCUGGAAAGGAUGGGUGGAGCAGUUAGUGCAGGGGUCAACAAUGACCACUUGGUGGACAACCUCAGAGAUGCAGAUUACAUCAAAUCAAACCUUGUUGAAGAGGUCUUCAGAGCUGUCGACAGAGGCGAUUAUUACAUUGCAGGGCACAAGGACAGUGCUUACAAGGACUUAGCCUGGAAGCAUGGCAACAUCCAUCUGUCUGCACCAUGUAUCUACUCUGAGGUGAUGGAGGCUCUCAAGCUGGAGCCGGGCCUCUCCUUCUUAAACCUCGGCAGCGGGACAGGCUACCUGAGCACCAUGGUGGGCCUGGUCAUAGGUUCAAAUGGUGUAAACCAUGGUAUAGAGAUUCACCAGGAUGUGAUAGACUAUGCCAACGAACGUCUGCAACUCUUUCUCAGUAGAUCCCCAUCCGUUGAUCAGUAUGAGUUCUGUCAACCACUCUUUAUAAAAGGAAACUGUCUUCUGUUGAGCUCUGCUUGCCGGUGCUAUGACAGGGUGUACUGUGGUGCAGCGUGUCCUCCUGAACAUGAGAAUUACAUGAAGAAUCUACUCAAAAUAGGCGGAGUCCUUGUAAUGCCUUUAGAAGAUCAGUUGAUUCAAAUAAGGCGCACGGGGCAGAGUAGCUGGCAUACAAAGAACCUGAAAGCGGUUUCCUUUGCUCCCCUUAUACUGCCCUCAUUGGCAGAAGGGGAGACAUUACAAGCCUUCCAACCACCGGAUGUCCAACCUCGUGUCCUCCAAGAUGUCUGCCGUGUUCACAUACGUCGCCACCUGCGGGGCAUCGUGGAGAAGGAGAACCCUCGCAAACCCCGUCCUGCCAAGGCCCAGCGCAAACCAAGGCCCAACCACUCACCACCCAGACUCAUGCACAAUUGCAUCAUGAUACGCAGUGUCAACAACAUGCUUGAGCUGGCGGGAGAACUCAUGGUGGAUGGAGAGGAGGACGAGGAGGAGAGGGGAGAGGAGGCCAUGGACGAAGGGGCAGAUGCCGGACCCUGGAGCCGACGCAGGGAUGCUGGACGACCGCGGGAGGAAGACGGGUUGAACACGCGGAGAGGCCGUAACCGUGCAAGGUUCGAGCGCUUCAUGACCAACGCUGCGUUCUUCACCCGACACAUGGGCAGCCGUCGGGAGGAGGAUGGGGACGAAGAGGUCUGGCAUGAUGCGGAUGAUGAGAGAGAAAGAUCAGAUGAUAAUGGACAUGGUGCUAGACCUAGAGAUGACAGAGAUAGGUCUGGUGAAGGACCAGGUAAAGAUGGGGGUUCACAGAAGACAGAUCAGAAGUCAGGUCCACCCAAAGACAUUGAUGAUAGUGAUGAUGAGGAUGAUGACAACCAAAGUCCAAGCAGUGGCCAGAAAGGCAACGGAGCAUCAGGUUUUAGCAUCAAAAGAGCUUUUAGAAAUUCCUUCCCCAAAGAGCGCAAACGGCAACACAAUAGGCGGAGCGAGAGCGAACCUAACGAAAAACAACCAGGAAAAUCAACAGACGUCAUUGAUGAAGUAGAAGAGGACAACGGGCGUCCUGAUGAGGCGGUUGGGAGGAAAAACGGAAAGAGCGGUAAUGGACUCGGUCACUCACAACCAGCAACUCCUGGCCCCAAUGGCUCCAAGAUAGAAGACAAGAGCGAAGCACAGAAUGCCAUGGAGGACAACUCCAAUGCAGAAGAGCCAUCAUCAAGACAUCCCACAAAUCAACAGAUACCAAUAGUUGAUGACUUAGAAAUGGAUGACCUUCAAGACGAGGAUGAGGAAGACGAUCUUCUCAGUGACGCAUCGUCAAGUAGCGGUAUUUCUGACGAAAGCAUCUUUCAACGUCUCAAAAGAGAAAAGGAAGAGGAAGAGGAGGCAGCCAUGAAGGAUAAACCCUUGGAGCCUAGCCUCUUAUCACUUAAAAUCCAGAUGCUGCCAUUGCCCAAGGCACUUGUCAACUAUCUUCUUUACCAUCGGGAAAUCUCAGAGUAACUCUUAUCAUGAGCAGUUUCCUCAUGACCCUUUUGGGAUGUAUACAUAAUCUCUCAUUAUAGACACUGCAAUUUCUAUCCUUCUGAGGUAGAUGCUGAAUGCUGUAAUGGAAAACAGUGCAGUGCUUAAGGCACUUCUGCACCUCUGGUUUUGGACAGCUCUGAGUAAAGUUUUCAAGAGUGAACAUUUUUCUGUCUUCUAUUUUAAACCUUCAUUUAUUGAUAAUAUGGGAUUUAUUCUCAGCUAUUGAUAGAGGCAUCACAAUAAAAAAGCUUGAAAACAAUUUUGCCGCUAACAAGAUGUGAAACUAUUCAGAGUGUAGCUGCAUUGCUGAGAGAUUUACUGCACCUUCCAGCAUUAUUUGCCAACUAUUUGCAUUGGACACUCUAAUGUUGUAAUAAUGGAACUUAUUAGUCUUUGACCAACAUGCGGAAUACGGUAGGUCAGUGGUAGAGUGGUUUUGUCAUAUUGAUAAGAUCAUAAAUGAAAGAAAUGAGUGUGCACAGCACUCCAGUGCAUCUCUCUGUAUCUUUACACAAAGACUUAUUAUUGUUGCAAAAAUAAGUUAGCUUUUUGCAAUGAUUUAUUCAAUUUGGUGGAUUCAUAUGGUGAGCUAUGUAUCGGUUGCAGCGAACAGACCAAAAUUCGCAGUGCCUCAUGGGAAGUAAAGUCAACAUCUGUUGCAGGCGCUAGCACUAAGGUGCAUGCAUGUAUGGGAUUAUUCAGCGCUGGCCGACGCUGCUUGACCGGAUAUGUUGCUUAAAAAGGUCCAGGAGGUGGGAGAGAAAUUUGGCCACAUAUUUCUGUGCAAGAUUUAGACUGUUUUCGGUGAAUUCCUGCCGUAUGGUUUUCAUUUUUGAAGCAUCAACGUCACAUUACAGUGAACUAGCACUGUGCGCUGCCUGCGCCUGCGCGUGAUGUCAACCGUGAAGUUAGACAAUUGGCCUGUUUGCUGCAACCAAUAGCUGGUGCACCCAUAUUGUGAAUCCCCCGAAUUGUCUGCACGGUCAUCUUUCAUAUUUUAUGGCAUGAUCUUAGAUCACAAGAUACAAUUAGCCUUAUAACAGACAUCAUCAAUUGCAAACAUGUUCAAGUAUUUGAAUGAUUCGCAGUGUGCAGAUAUAUAUCCUUUUCCGUUUUGAGCAUAUCCCAAACGUUGAUAAGUCAAUAUUUGUUACAAAGAUCCAGUACCAUUCACAACUAUUUAACCCACUAUUGGAGAGAACAAUAGGUUCAGUGAACCAGUCGUGUUCUGUGCUUUGUACUGUAAUAGUGAGUUAAAGAAUUGUCAAGGGUAACAUAGAUUUGU